AUGACAGCCAAUCAUCCAGUUUUAUCUUUACAAACCUCGUACCUAAAUCUCUGGUCACCUGGGACACUUGCCGAGAUAGUCAUUGUCAACCGGUCACGCGUUCUGAAUACCCGUUACUCUUUUUACAAAUCUUUCUUUCUUUCUUUCUUUCUUUCUUUCUUUCUUUCUUUCUUUCUCAUUCAUCAACUCUCAUCAUCUUUCAGCUUUCGUUCUCAACCAUUCCUUCAUUUAAAUUCAUUUUCUUUCUUUCUUUUUUUUUUUUCAUGUUUCAGAAAUGACAUCGUCUGGAUUAGCUUAUUGUCCUCCCUUAGGACGCUUCCUCAGAUUAACCUGAUACAAAGACACAUUAAUGGAGCACUCACGGCGAAUCUAAAAGUAGACUUUCACUAUCGUUUCCCUCAGGAAUAUUCCUCAUACACAUACGUCAAAGGUUGGCCAAACUAUAUUUGCAAAAACGCAGCUUUAUAA
Acanthosepion pharaonis is the source of this 468-nucleotide messenger RNA. The record is from the annotation of a GenBank genome assembly. Lineage: Eukaryota; Metazoa; Mollusca; Cephalopoda; Sepiida; Sepiidae.